AUCGACCAUAUCAUAUUAUACCAACAGAUUUGAAAUAAAGAAACAACAAAACAAAACAAAAUGACUCUCCACGAUCCCACCCUUUUAAUCGGCAAAAACUACAUCGACGGAAAGUGGCAGUCCUCCCUCUCCAACGCCACUUUUGAUGUGACUGACCCAUCAACAAACAAACCCAUCACCUCCUGCCCCGAAUCCACACCGCAAGAUCUUGAGCUCGCCAUCCAGGCCGCCGCAAAGGCCUUUACAACCUGGAAGCAAACCACCGGCCGAGAACGGUCGCGUCUUCUCCGCCGGUUUCACGACUUGGUUAUUGCGAAUAAGGAGGAUAUCGCGACGCUCAUCUCGUGGGAGAAUGGAAAGGCUUCGGCGGAUGCGAAGGGCGAGGUUCUCUUUGCUGCGAGCUUUCUCGAGUGGUAUGCUGAAGAGGCUGUGAGGAUUUAUGGGGAUGUCGUGCCGCAUAGUAAUGGCAGUCGGGUACAGGUGAUUAAACAGCCUGUUGGGGUUUGUGGGAUGAUUACUCCAUGGAACUAUCCCGCUGGAAUGAUCACCCGCAAAAUUGGCCCUGCCCUCGCAGCUGGAUGCACUGUCGUGGUCAAAUCGGAUGGCAACACGCCCUUGACCGCGAAUGCCCUUGUUGUUCUCGCCGAACGAGCCGGCAUCCCCAACGGCGUGAUCAACAUAGUGACCGCACUCGAAAACACCCCUCUCCUGGGGUUGAAAAUGUGCCAAUCGCCCAUUAUCCGCAAACUCUCGUUCACGGGGUCAACUCGCGUGGGCAAGAUCCUGGCCGAGCAGAGCGGGAGUUUGCUGAAGAAGCUCAGCUUGGAACUCGGCGGAAAUGCAUCGUUUAUCAUAUUCGACGAUGCGGAUAUCGAUAAUGCUGUGGCCGGGUUGAUUGCGAGUAAAUUCAAGGGAAGUGGUCAGACGUGUGUUUCUGCCAACCGUGUCUACGUACAGAGUGACAUCUACGAUGUGUUUCUGGAGAAGUUGGUUCGCAAAGUGCGAGACUUUAAAGUCGGUCCUGGAUUGGAUGCGCAGUCUACGAUGGGCCCAUUGAUCGGGCCUAAUGCUGUCGUUAAAGCCGUCGAGCAUAUCCAGGAUGCCGUACAGAAGGGUGCGGAGAUUGUGCACGGAGGUCAAUCUCGUGGAGGCAAUUUCAUCGAGCCGACUAUCCUCAAGAAUGCCAAUGACACGAUGAAAAUCACGACAGAGGAGACCUUUGCGCCGGUCGUGGCGUUGUUCCGAUUCAGCACUGAAGAGGAGGCGUUGAAGCGUGCGAAUGACUGCGACGUUGGCCUGGCUUCGUAUAUCUUCACGACGAAUAUCGAUCGGGCGAAUCGUGUCUCUGAGAAUUUGGAGACGGGAAUGGUGGCUAUCAAUACCGGUGUCAUUUCCGAUGCUGCUGCUCCAUUUGGAGGAGUCAAGCAUUCUGGAUUGGGUAGGGAAGGAGGAGUUUAUGGUAUUCAGGAAUAUCUUGAUUUGAAGACAAUUGUGACCGUCAAGGCGAAUCUGUAGUUUAUUUAAAUUAGAUGCGUGAAUGAAGCCAUUCAACUAUA
This is a messenger RNA of Aspergillus wentii DTO 134E9, 1556 nucleotides long. RefSeq names its product NAD-dependent succinate-semialdehyde dehydrogenase. The transcript has 4 exons. Bases 61 to 1515 code for a protein of 484 amino acids. Gene Ontology annotation, molecular function: succinate-semialdehyde dehydrogenase (NAD+) activity. NCBI's taxonomy places the organism in Eukaryota, Fungi, Ascomycota, Eurotiomycetes, Eurotiales, Aspergillaceae. The record is from RefSeq and is a predicted model, not a curated record.